UGUUAAGCUAGACAUGACAAAUGGCGAUUUUGAGAAAAACCUCGAAUCCUUGAAUCUCACAGAAGGUCUAAGGUCAUACAAGGGUUACUUUUGAAGCCUUUAUAUUAAACAGAAAAAAAAACAAAUGUCAACUGUCGUCGGUCAGAAUUAUUAUAUUUACCGAAACGUCAAAAAUAUAAUUCAUCAAUUUUGUGCACUUGAUUUGUAAUUAUUUAAAAUUUUAUCCCAAGAAUGGGUGAAGAAACUAAAACACUCAGUGUCGAGGAACUGAAAAUAAAGGGAAAUGAAUGUGUUAAAGAAGAAAAGUAUAUAGAGGCAGUGUUACAUUACACUCAUGCAAUUAAAAUGGACCCAACAAACUAUGUCCUCUACAGUAAUAGAUCAUUUGCAUUUUUAAAGCUUGACCAGCACUUUUUGUCGCUCCAAGAUGCUAAUGAGACUAUAAAAUUACAGCCACAAUGGGCUAAGGGUUAUUUUCGACGCGCUGAAGUCGAGACAGCCAGUGGUCUAUAUGAUGAAGCAUUUAUAUCUUACACAAAAGCACUUCAAUUGGAUCCACAUAAUCACAAAAUAAUAGAAUCAAUAAAAAAUGUCACAGAGACACAAAAGAAGAAAAUGGAAAGACAUAAAAAUACAAUUUGGAUUUGCACUUGUGUUGGUUUGAUUGUGGGCAUUGUUAUAGUCAUAUUAGAUUACACAAUGACAUCAUCUCCAACGCUGACGAAUCCUUUAAGUAUGGUGGCAUUUGCUAUAGCCCUCUCCGGAGUGGGUUUUGCAAUUGGCAAAACUGCAACACUAAUGAGUGCAUGGAGUGAUGGCAAGUCUAUUCUUCCACCAGCAGAUUUAGCUGCAAGUAAUACAAAUGAAGAAGAGACAGUUAUACCAGAAAGAAAAGCUAAGUAUAGUAAAGCCCAAGCAAGACAAAGGUACAAACAGGGAAAACAACUAUAGUUAUUGCUUGUUCUAUGUUUAGUGUUGGGUAUUAAAAAGGUUUGGUUCACUGGUUA
Messenger RNA from Aricia agestis (brown argus), 1007 nucleotides. Its product is annotated as small glutamine-rich tetratricopeptide repeat-containing protein beta-like. The transcript has 6 exons. NCBI's taxonomy places the organism in Eukaryota, Metazoa, Arthropoda, Insecta, Lepidoptera, Lycaenidae. Gene Ontology annotation, molecular function: Hsp90 protein binding. The record is from RefSeq and is a predicted model, not a curated record. Bases 232 to 951 code for a protein of 239 amino acids.